CAUACAAAUCCACACGUUGGAUUCUGGUGGCUAAUGUCAACUAUUUACAUAAACAGGCUUCAUCCAUUUUGUUAUACUUGACCUUUUCUCCUUCAAUAUAUAUAAGGGAUCAAAAUAUAGAAACCCAAAGGAUAACCCACACCAUUUAUUAACUAGUAUUACUAGUUUAGUAGUAGAAGAAGAAAACCAAGAACUAAGAAGAAACAAGAUGAAGUUGAUUUGGUGCCCUGACACAGCUUCAAUUUCUUAUAUUGAUACUGUUAAAUCUUGUGAAAAUAUUCAAGAAUCGAGUGUAGCAGAGCUAAUAUCAGCCAUGGCAGGUGGAUGGAAACCGCAAUUCAUAGUAGAAACAUGGUAUCCUGGACCUGGUGGUGGGAUUUCAACUAGUGUUGGUUUAUCAAUAGCCAGCCGUCAUACAAGUGCGCGACACGUCUGUAUUGUACCAGACGAACAGACUAGAAUAGAGUAUACUGAAGCCAUGCAAAAGGUAUUAGGCGUUUCAGCAUCGACUCCAUUUCCAGAGAUUAUUGUUGGAGAAGCAGAACAGUUGAUGAAUGGAUUAGUAGGUGUAGAUUUCAUGGUGGUUGACUGUAGAUGCAAAGACUUCUCAAAGAUACUUAGGUUUGCUAAGUUGAGCCAAAGAGGUGCAGUUUUAAUCUGUAAGAACGUUACUUCAAGAAGUAAUUUUGGGGUAUUUAGAUGGAGAAAUGUUCUUAGCUGCGGUUCGCGUGUGGUGCGGACAGCCUAUCUUCCUGUAGGAAAGGGAGUUGAUAUUGCACAUGUAGCAGCAAGUAGUAAUCCAAAUUCAUCGACAAAAGCAAGUCCUAGCCGGUGGGUCAGAUAUAUCGAUCACCAAUCCGGCGAAGAAUACAUCCUUCGAAAAUGAUUUUUUUUUUUGAGUCUUUUCUUGUGGUUUGCUUGUUCGAUUUUUUUUGUUCUUGCUCCAUUGUAUAUAUGUCAUGAAAAAGAAGAAGAAAGAAGUUAUUUGAUGUUCAUGUGUUUGCCACAGCCGUACCAAGGCCUUCCUUUUUUGAUACAUGUUCAGUUCUCCCUUGAUGUAAAUUUUUUCAAUUGAUUGACUGGAUUGUUGAUGAAUGUUCUGUCAUGAACUGUUUCGAGUAAAUAAAUAAAUCCUGUAAUUUAAUGUCUUUGUAA
Messenger RNA from Papaver somniferum (opium poppy), 1155 nucleotides. RefSeq lists its product as uncharacterized. Lineage: Eukaryota; Viridiplantae; Streptophyta; Magnoliopsida; Ranunculales; Papaveraceae. The record is from RefSeq and is a predicted model, not a curated record. The transcript has 2 exons. Bases 209 to 886 code for a protein of 225 amino acids.